This is a messenger RNA of Trematosphaeria pertusa, 848 nucleotides long. RefSeq lists its product as uncharacterized. The coding region runs from base 322 to 762 and encodes 146 amino acids. The record is from RefSeq and is a predicted model, not a curated record. The transcript has a single exon. Lineage: Eukaryota; Fungi; Ascomycota; Dothideomycetes; Pleosporales; Trematosphaeriaceae.
GAGCUCAGGUCUUGUGCUUGUACGCCGCGGCGCUACGUUUGUGGCUUCUAUUCGCUCUGCAUGAAGCAGCCUUCGGCCGGGUACACGGUACUCUACCACCUAUACCGGAUUAUAGCGCGCUCUGUGUCUCUACGAGCGCCUUGUCUAAGACCCUGAGGUCUCAAAUGGCAUGGCCGCUGGGAGAGUCUUACACUGCCUGGCCUAGAAAGGGCGACCCAUCACCAAAAUCGUCAACUUUCCCCUCGGUCCGUGGUACUGACUUACUCUACGUCAUUCCGUACGCAGUCUAUUCAAAAGUUUGAGCUCGCUCUAAAAAAUGUCAUGGGACGGGAAAAGGAAUUGCGGCGUGCUCGAAAAGCAUAUCCGCGAUGCUCAAUCAGGGCGACCUGGCCGACAGGUCACGCCACGGAGCCCUCACCAAACCAGGCAUCUCACGCACCGAUAACACCCCAAAAUACAAGAAAAUGCAGCGCAGGCCAAUCCAGAGCCUCUCCACCAAGCUCGUGGCGUUCGGUAGGGAGCCGAACGAGCACAUUCCUUCUCCCUUGCUAUGUGACCCUCUGGCCUUUUGUUUUUCUUUCCAUAUUUCGGCUUCAUUCCACUGCUCUUGUUAUGGCAACGCCAAAAUACUUCAGAGACAGGUGGAAAUGUAUGUUUACUGGAAAAUUCCUGCGUGUUUGUGUAGAAGCUACUGCCGCAAGUACGCUGCUGUCGUUCGUUUCUUUCCGGUCUUUUCGCGGGCAAGAAGAGCAGAUGAAAUAGAAGAGAAGGGUGUUUUCCAUCAAAAUAGUUGUAUUGUCGGUGCGGGCGGAACAGACACGACCGUGACUACGAAUCGAACCGAUCCC